AUGCAUUCUAGUCUUUUCCAACCAGAUGAACAACCAAUCAUGGAAGCCCUGGCAGCAUUAGGAAUAGAUACUAAUGCCUUUACUUGUGUGACAACCGGAGGGCCCAAUGGUUUUAAAUUGUGGGCGUGUCCUAUUCCAGAUUGCAACAAGCUAUAUCCUCGACUCAGUCUGUUGAAAGUGCAUAUCUUAACCCACUAUGGGGUUCGGCCGUACCGGUGUGAUGUGCCGGGUUGCCAUUGGACGUUUUAUACAUUUUUCAAAUUGAAGCGUCAUAAAGAAACCCAUCUGAAAAGAAAAGCAUUUGAGUGUCCUGUUCCUAGCUGUGGUCAUCGAUUCACCACAAUUUACAAUUUGAAAGCUCAUCGUAAACUCCAUGAAAGACCUGCAAAGCUGCAGUGUCCUGUUGUUGGGUGUGAUGCUCAUUUCCAAACAAAGCGCGCUGUGGAGAUGCAUAUAAAGAAACAUGGAAUCUCCUAUGCACCAUAUCAAUGCACCUAUGCUGGGUGUGGCAAGCGUUAUUAUUCCAGCAACACUCUAAAUGGUCAUGCACGCAGCCAUCAGCACCGCGAGGAGGAAGUGCACUGCCAAUGGCCAGAUUGUGGAAAGUGGUUUGAUAAACCAUGCAGAUUGAAAGCUCACAUGCGUAUCCAUACUGGGGACAAACCCUACCUCUGUACAUUUCAGAAUUGCGGCUGGGCAUUCUCUAGUGCAAGUAAACUAAAGCGACAUCAACAGAAGCACACAAAUGAACGCAAAUUCCGAUGUUCAGUUGAGGGAUGUGGGAAGUCAUUCAUGAGGUCUGAACAUUUGAAAGAACAUACACAAACUCACAUUGGAGAACGUUGCUACCAGUGUACCGUGGAAACCAAGAGCAGCCUGUAUGUGCAUCUUAAGAAACAUAAGCAACAGAUGAAGGAUGCUGGAAUUGGGUCCGAGGGCCAGCCUGCGUUGCAACCGCCGUCCAGCAACGCUUCACAGUGCCCACCCCAGAAGUCAAAACAAAAGGCCUCUGACCUUUUGGUUUCGAAGUGGGAACAAGUGGAGAACGCGUCAGAUGCAAAUCAUUUAGAUUUUGUUACUUCCUUGUUACUCUCUGGAGGAGGAAAUCAGCAGAUUCUAGUUGGCACUUCAGAGGAUCAGUCGGUGGUGACAUCUGAUGGUUUAGCAACUGUUGCUCUUCAGGGACCUGUGUGUACGGUUGCUGUGGCAGGAACAGGAGAUAUGAAUUCUACUGGAUUGCUAACAACCAGUUCUUUAUUUGAUCCAGUUACAACUUACAGUUCAGAAUUUAUUAACUCAGAACUUUUGACAGCACCUCAAGUUGGCAACAUGUUGGUUGUGACUCAACAGGAAGCAGAAGAGGGAGAAGCUUGUUUGCAAGAUGAUACGAGCGCAGGAACCAGAGUGCUGUUAACUUCCACUACUUCAACUGACGCAACAGCAUCUGAUCAAGAUAGAGAGCUGCAUCUUGCUACAGAGUCCAUUAGUGAUCCUCUUCUUGCAGAUAAUUACGAGCAGUCUCGAGUGAUUGCCUUCAACCUUGAUAAUUUAAGUGAUUCUGAAGUGGAUGAAAUCGCUGAUGACCCUACAUGUCAAGCUGCUCGCACGCAUUUAACUUACCAGGAUGUGAUCCAGAGGAAGCGUCAGCAGUACACCGGCAGUGAUAACAAAGUUAUUAGUAGUGGCUGUGAUAAUAGUGUUGCUACGAUUGGAAGUAGCAAUGCAGGUUCAUGCGGAACAGAAUCUGCUCUCGCAGAUGCCAUAGUGGGCCUGCGAGAUCCUGUGACUGCCCUGUGUAUUCCUCCAGAAAUGGCUGGGCUGGUGGCUCCUACUACUGAUCUCAAUUUGCUAUUGCAGGAGGAGUCCGGCUUGCAAGUUUUAUUGUUAGAUGGAGAGGGCAGGGAUUACUUUUUCCAGUUACAUCCACACAUUGUUGCAAGAUCUUCAUCAAGAAGGAUCAACAUCAGUGAUACUAGAUUGGUGCAAAGCUCAAUACAUCUUAAACUCUUGAAGUUGACAGAAAUGGUGUUAAUGUUGCGUGAUGAAAUGGAGAGCAUCUUCCCCACAAGUCAUGACACAAUGCAUUUCAUGGAGAAGUUCCACCAAAGUGCAGCAUCCAAAAUUGCAAUCUUAAUGAGGAAUAUGGAUAAACGUGAAGGUGAAAUGGCUGAUGAAGACUUUCUUCAACAACCCGACCUACAACGUUGCUGGAUGUUGUACACACAACACUCUUCUUGUCCUAAAGUAUUGAAUCCUCAUGUAACAGAGAUAAUAUUAUCAAAAACAAAUUAA
Molecule: messenger RNA, 2292 nt
Organism: Gryllus bimaculatus (two-spotted cricket)
Lineage: Eukaryota; Metazoa; Arthropoda; Insecta; Orthoptera; Gryllidae
Source: the annotation of a GenBank genome assembly